GACUACAUCAUUAGUCAUCUCUGCAGCGGCACACUAAAAAUUUUGCCAACUUCCUGAAAGUGAAAUUAUAGACACCUCUACUUGUACAUUGUCUCUCUGUGGUAUCUGUAGUCAUGUGAGCAGAUAUGCUGGUUCCACAGCUGCUCCUUCAGACUCUGGAAGAGCUGCGCCAAGAUGACUUUAAAAAGCUUAAAUGGUUUCUCUCAAUGGACAUCUUGGACGGCUGCAAACCAAUUCCUGUUUCGCGUCUGGAGAAGGCUUCCCUGUGGGACACUGUGAGCAGGAUGAUCGAGAGCUAUGGUGAACAUUUGGCUGUGAGCAUCACUGUUGAGAUUCUGAAGAAGAUGAGCAACAACAACGCUGCAGAGAGGUUACAGAAAAUAUACACAGAGGGAGCAGCAGCACAGGAGAAAGUCUCUCAUUCUCUUGUAACCUCCUCGUCUGCUUUGGGUCUUCCAACUGGUCAGAGAAUCUCUACUGAUGGAGCAGCUGGUGCCAUCGCUCCGAAGGCCCCAAAUGCCCCAAAUGCCUGUUAUGGUGGUGUGAUUGUCAGUCGUAAUGUUGGCAGUCAUGCCAGGGGUGCUGUUGGCAAGAAUGUUGGCGGUAAUGUAAAGGGUAAUGUUGGCAAGAAUGUUGGCGGUAAUGUUUGGGGUGAUGUUGGUAAUAACGUUGGCGGUAAUGUUUGGGGUGAUGUUGGUAAUAAUGUCGGCGGUAAUGUUUGGGGCAAUGUUGGUAAUAAUGUUGGCGGUAAUGUUUGGGGCAAUGUUGGUAAUAAUGUUGGCGGUAAUGUUUGGGGUGAUGUUGGCUUAAAUGUUGGGGGUACUGUUCAGGCUAAUGUUGGAUCAGUUAGAGCAAGUCCUUCAACCGCCCCAACAGUUAACUAUCACCCCUACAAAAUCAUACGCAGAAGAACAUGGAAGUGCCGGUUGGUAAAAACAAAAAGAAGGCAUCUGAAAGCAUUAAGUGUUGUUUCAGGACAAAUGAAGUGAAAUAUCAUAUGAAUCAUUAUUUGAAAUAAUUGAAAAUUAUUCACUUAAAUGUACCACUGAAACAGCUGUCAUCUCUCUUAAAUUCCCUUGAACAAGGCACUGAACUGUACCAGCUGCUUCAGGGGGCCUGCAUCGUGGCUGAUCGUACACUGUGUCUUAACUGAUGCAAAACAAGAAAAGUUUCAUGUUUCCUGUUUGUUAUAUACAUUGAACAAAAAUACAUGUAAUGGUGGUUACAUUAACAGCCCUUCUAAAAUGUGCAGUUUUAUCACACAACACCACACCCAGCAGCAUGGACAGGCAAUAUGGAUCCGGGCCCACUGAGUAAGUCACCUGUGUCUGGCCUGAACAAGCCUGCAUCUCUAAAGCUGGACUAAAUGUAACGGAUAUUAGCUAGUUUGAGCUGGGUCCCCUGCUUGUACUAUUGAAUGACUGACUUCAGUACUUCAUCUGCUCCUGAAUAUGAGAUGUAAAUAUUCAAAUUGACACAACUUGCUGAAUCAGUAACAUUUUCAAAUCAUUUAUCUUCUUUUUAAAAACUUUUUUAUGUUUAAUGUUUGUUAUGUCUUUGUUUAUUUUACAGUUUCCAUUUUAUUUCAUUGUAGUUGUAAAUAGUAAUUC
Molecule: messenger RNA, 1610 nt
Organism: Epinephelus moara (kelp grouper)
Lineage: Eukaryota; Metazoa; Chordata; Actinopteri; Perciformes; Serranidae
Product: circumsporozoite protein-like
Exons: 3
Coding region: 126-989 (287 amino acids)
Source: RefSeq, a predicted model, not a curated record